This is a messenger RNA of Alternaria triticimaculans, 177 nucleotides long. RefSeq lists its product as uncharacterized. The transcript is spliced from 2 exons. Bases 1 to 177 code for a protein of 58 amino acids. Lineage: Eukaryota; Fungi; Ascomycota; Dothideomycetes; Pleosporales; Pleosporaceae. The record is from RefSeq and is a predicted model, not a curated record.
AUGACCGUCAACACCUAUUUCCCGGAUGCUAAACUCCAACAGGCCGAAAAGGCACAAUACAUCCAAGCGCUUCGAUCUCACCAGUUCAAUACCAUCGUUGAACUCGUCCGUGUCGAGCAGGCUUUUGCAAAGCUCGGUACACCGGACUGCAGUGAGCCGAUGACGGCGGCUUAUUGA